AUGGCCGCCGUCAAUACCCCAAUUACCCGUCUCUUGGGUAUUCGCACCCCUGUAGUGCUUGCUCCCAUGGCAUUUGCCAGUGGAGGGGCAUUAGCUAGCGAAGUCGCACUCGCUGGAGGCUUCGGAUUCAUAGGCUCAGGCUAUACUACUCUUGAAAAUUUCAGGAGCCAGAUAGCUCUAGUCAGAUCCCUUUUGAACUUGCCUUCGGGUCCACUCCCAAUCGGAGCGAGCUUCCUCGGCUGGGUUCUCGAUCGGCCAGAAUCCAAGAGCGUCGAGAUACUACACGAGGCCCUCAAUAUCGGCGUGCGAGCGAUAUGGCUCUCCUUCGGCAACGAUUUAGGUCACUGGGUCGACGUCGUGCGGAGCCAUGACCAGAAGGCAGGAAGGGAUUCCAAGACUCUGAUUUUCAUCCAGGUCAACUCGGCCGAGCAAGCGUUGACCGCUGUGCGUGAUUGGAAGGCUGACGUUCUGAUUGCUCAAGGCAUCGAAGCGGGAGGACACGGCUCUGCUUCCGCUCCACCCCUUCUGACCCUCAUCCCCUCAGUGCUGUCGGUGCUCCCACACCAAAACCCCCCACCGCUCCUGGCUGCCGGUGGAGUAACCAACGGCGCGCAAUUGGCUGCUUGUAUAGCCCUCGGUACUGCUGGAGCAGUGAUAGGGACACGUUUUCUGCUCACACCCGAGAGCCAGUACUCGGAUGCACAGAAAGCUGCCCUCAUCGCUGCCAAGACCGGUGACACGGCACGCAGCAUGGUUUUCGACAUUCUACGCGGUACCACCGGGUGGCCGGACGGUAUAGACGGACGUUGUCUGCGCAUACCGUCCGUUCAGGAGUUCGAAGACAAGGUCAAAAUAGAGGAUAUACAACGGCGCUUUGACGAGGGGGCUUCGAAAGGAGACCCUAAGUCCAUGGUCAUCUGGGCGGGCACGGGUGUCGGACUGAUCGACGAGAUCAAGCCUGCGAAGGCAAUCGUGGAAGAGUUGCACGCGAGCCUGAUUGAACGGCUUCAGGCCGCUUCUUCCCUGGUCUAG
Messenger RNA from Heterobasidion irregulare TC 32-1, 1032 nucleotides. RefSeq lists its product as uncharacterized. The record is from RefSeq and is a predicted model, not a curated record. Gene Ontology annotation, molecular function: nitronate monooxygenase activity. The coding region runs from base 1 to 1032 and encodes 343 amino acids. The transcript is spliced from 5 exons. NCBI's taxonomy places the organism in Eukaryota, Fungi, Basidiomycota, Agaricomycetes, Russulales, Bondarzewiaceae.